Penicillium samsonianum is the source of this 387-nucleotide messenger RNA. RefSeq lists its product as uncharacterized. The coding region runs from base 1 to 387 and encodes 128 amino acids. The record is from RefSeq and is a predicted model, not a curated record. Lineage: Eukaryota; Fungi; Ascomycota; Eurotiomycetes; Eurotiales; Aspergillaceae. The transcript has a single exon.
AUGACCAACUACGGAGACACCUGGUCUACGGCCUACGACACCUACAACACCGCAGGAUCAACCUACAGCCCUACGGGCUACAACACCUACGGUACAAGGGACUAUGGCGCAGGCGGAGUGGGCUACGGUUCAAACACAACUGCUACGACUUACGACACCGACACCGGCCGCGGUACCACAACAUACGACCCCGCGACCGGUGCCUACGACCAGCAUCUUGAUUACAGCACCCCUACCGGUCACCGACACCACCGCGAGCGAGUGAACAGCAGUGGUACCUAUCGACACCGCGAUGUUGACCGAUUUGAUGAUGGAUCUACUCGCGUCCACAAGGAAUAUGACAACCCAAACACUGGUACCAGCUACCACCGUGACUAUGAGCGGUAA